UCGGCCGGAAGUCGGGAGUUGGGGGUCCGAAGAGGCCGGCUUGUGACAGGGAGGGGGAGAAGGAGGCCUGUGUGGAGAUUGCGCCUCAGUCCCUUGACCUCCUGGGACCCUCAGGAAAAACCCAGCAUCCUGGCCCCGCGGCCAGCCCCUUCCCCCAGGCUCUCUCCGCUCGAUUUCGCCACCGUUAUGUGGGAAGCGAAUCCGGAGAUGUUCCACAAAGCAGAAGAGCUCUUUUCCAAAACAGUCGACAGCGAGGUGGAUGAGAUGGACACAUCAGACACCCAGUGGGGCUGGUUCUACCUGGCGGAGUGUGGGAAGUGGCACAUGUUCCAGCCGGAUACCAACAUUCAGUGUUCAGUUAGCAGUGAAGAUAUCGAAAAAAGCUUCAAAACAAACCCUUGUGGCUCCAUUUCUUUUACUACUUCCAAAUUCAGCUACAGGAUAGACUUUGCAGAAAUGAAGCAGACGAAUCUCACCUCUGGAAAACAGCGUCUAAUAAAAAGAGCUCCCUUUUCCAUCAGUGCUUUCAGUUACAUCUGUGAGAACGAGGCCAUCCCCAUGCCCGCGCACUGGGAGAACGUGAACACCGAGGUCCCCUACCAGCUUAUUCCUUUGCACAACCAAACGCAUGAGUAUAAGGAGGUUGCCGGUCUCUUUGGGAGAACGAUGGAUCGCAACAGAAUUAAAAGAAUCCAGAGAAUUCAAAACCUAGACCUGUGGGAGUUCUUUUGCAGGAAGAAGGCUCAGCUCAAGAAAAAAAGAGGCGUGCCUCAGAUUAACGAGCAAAUGCUGUUUCACGGCACCAGCAGCGAGUUUGUGGAAGCGAUUUGCAUUCAUAACUUUGACUGGAGGAUAAACGGUAUUCACGGUGCUCUCUUUGGAAAAGGAACGUACUUUGCCAGAGAUGCUGCUUACUCCAGUCGCUUCUGCAAAGAUGACAUAAAGCACGGAAACACGUUCCAGAUUCACGGCGUCAGCCUGCAGCAGCGGCACCUGUGUCGAACCUACAAAUCCAUGUUCCUGGCGCGUGUGCUCAUCGGAGACUACAUCAACGGGGACUCCAAGUACAUGCGCCCCCCUUCCAAAGACGGGAGCUACGUGAACUUGUACGACAGCUGUGUGGACGACACCUGGAACCCGAGGAUCUUCGUGGUGUUUGACGCCAACCAGAUCUACCCUGAGUACUUAAUAGACUUCCAUUGAUCUCACUUCCACGUUUCAGUGGUCACGGACAUUCCGUUCUUUUUCCGCAGGGGGAUUUGAUCUCCAGCUACUAAAAUGUUAAUUAGCUGAUGCUUCUGAAGCAGAUAAGAAAGAAAAAAGUGGCCUCCCUAUAAAAAGACACGCUGACGCCGUGGCUGGUUUUUUGUCUUUCUGGUUUUGUCCAUUACGAGUCGUGUUUGUUCCUUGUGUUUGUUAGCGACGGACACCGACGGGGAAGACAGCCCUCGAAACUGAACCAGCCGAGUCACUCUGAGUCUUGGAAGUUUACGGGUGUCUUUUCAGGGUCAGUGUUUUCAGUCCAGAUAGACUUAUUCCUAUACGUGUCCAAAAACUAAAAAUACAGACAUGAACGCUCCCCUUCAGAGGAACCGGCCCUUUGUAAAUUGAAUUCUGAAACUGCUGUCCACCCAUCAGCACGUGGCUUUGUUGGUCUUCUGAAGGGGGCGUUUAAAACCUCAGAGCAGCCUGACUCCUGAAGAAGUCAGCAACGAGAGCCUGGUUUGCAGGGCUGCCAGACAAGGCAGAAGGAUGAAGCCGAGACCGGGUGCCCUGCUCCGGCUGCCUCGGAUGGCGGGCGGGCGGGCAUCAGACUGCCUCGCUCUCACCAUGCACUCCUGUCUCCCAGCCUCACUGACACCCGCAACAGCCCGGAAUCAGCCUGCACGUCACCCACCAGAGCUCCUGAAUUCUCGCCUAAGACUGACUGCACGAGUGUUUACUGCAACCUCCAAGUGAAACUUUUAUUUAUUAUUUAAAACAUUUAUUUUCCCUUUGUUUCAGGUCCCUACAAUGAUUGUCAGACAUUGUAAUCUGCUCCCCCCCAUAGCUAUUCAGCAAUGAGUUGUAAAAUUCACACUUCUACAUUUUAUCUCACUUGAUGAUUUUAUUUUUAAUGAAGGGACUGAGGACUGAACCCAGGACCUUGUGCAUGCUAAGCACACACUCUGCCACUGAGCUACACCCUCCCCACCAUCUCCCCACUUUGAAUCACUGCAGCAAGCAUGGGAUGCUUGGAACAAAUCCUGUUUAUUCUUUUGAGUAGCAAUUGACAAUCUGCUAACUCUUGAAAAGUUAGGUACAAUUCAUAAAUCGUGCUUAGUGGAAGUUUGUUUCCCCGUUCUGUCUGUGUUGCUGUUCUAUUUUAAGGAGGAAUAAGUAAUGUCAGAACAGCUUCCUGCCCCUGAAAGUAUUCCAGCAGAGGCUGGACAACAACUUGGCAGAGAUGUUACACAGGAGUCCAGGUGUCAGUGGAGGAAUUGGCCACAGGAUUUUUAAGAGCUUUUCCAACCUAGAUUUUCUAUGAUUCUACCUAAAAAAAAAGAAGAAAAGAACACUGUCUUUUUUGGAAAACCUUUUCUAACUCAGUUUAAUACUAAAUUCUCGCUCCAUUAUCCUCUCCUAGUUUUGGCUGGAAGGUAGUGAGGGUAACUUAACUUCUCAAGAAAAACCCACGUUUCUGAGGCUCAGCUCCAGCAUGUGAACUGGGCAGGCGUCUAGAAAUGAUACAAAUACGGAGCAUGGAGCAAGAUUAGGUAGUUCUUCAACUGCCCCAGAUCCCCAGGUUCUCCGCAGAGCCCAGGAUACACGUGAUUGUGCCGUGGAAACUAAGUGGCACACGGCACACAGGGAAGGCAUGUCCAAGUUAACAACAAAGACUUCCUGACUCUGAUGUGCAGACGGACAGCCGGUUUAGAUGAAGGGCACGUUUUGGAGGCACCAGGAUGCCAUAGUGGAAACGAUGGCGGGAAAGUCACCAGGCUGCCUCGUGAGACACAGCACACAGCCACUCCCAGCUCGCUCACAAAAAUCCUGUUAGAGACAUUAGGAUUUCAGACCUUGAAAAUCUUUUUCUUCUACUUAUUUGUUAUUUGCAUACCAAAAAAUGUUAAAAUAGCCCCGCCUUAAAUAUGGCUAUCUUUUUUUUCCAAUUUAACUUGUUUGCCUCUCCCAUCACUCGAAUGGGAUAACUUUGUAGCUUUCAGGGGUUGUUACUCUGUUAGACACAAGCAGGUCCUGCCCCCAGGAGGCUAAGAGCAGGAGGCUGAAACUUGCGAGGCACCCUGCGUGAACGCUGACCCUCACUGUUGGCCCCCCUGCUCACGCGGACCUUGUAAGAGAGAAUGUAGCGCUAUUCCUGAGAGCGUUCUCCAGCUCCCCUUGAAAAAGAAAGAGCGGAUGUUGAUCGACUUUUAAAACAACAGCAUAGAGUUAAUGGAUGUUAGAGCUCUUGUUUUUGGUCAGUAGAUUGAGCUGAGGAUCGUAUUGUCAGGAUGUCCCGAGACUGGAACCAACCGUUUGCCGUGUUUUCCUCUGGUCAUCACGUGGGGUGUGGAAGGGGGGCUGGAGAGACUAUUCCAGAUCCUCGAAUAAAUGAUUUUCAGAUUCUGCAGGAAAAACA
Molecule: messenger RNA, 3622 nt
Organism: Vicugna pacos (alpaca)
Lineage: Eukaryota; Metazoa; Chordata; Mammalia; Artiodactyla; Camelidae
Gene: PARP11
Product: poly(ADP-ribose) polymerase family member 11
Cellular component (GO): nucleus
Molecular function (GO): NAD+ poly-ADP-ribosyltransferase activity
Source: RefSeq, a predicted model, not a curated record